Messenger RNA from Sceloporus undulatus (fence lizard), 3830 nucleotides. RefSeq names its product plasma membrane ascorbate-dependent reductase CYBRD1. Lineage: Eukaryota; Metazoa; Chordata; Lepidosauria; Squamata; Phrynosomatidae. The coding region runs from base 83 to 937 and encodes 284 amino acids. Gene Ontology annotation, cellular component: lysosomal membrane. The record is from RefSeq and is a predicted model, not a curated record. The transcript is spliced from 4 exons. Gene Ontology annotation, molecular function: oxidoreductase activity.
CCCACCGACUUUGUUGUUUUGGUUCUGGGCACAGCAGCAGCAGCAGCAGCAUUAGCGCUAGAGGCAGCAUCUGGCGUUGGCGAUGGAGGGCUACGGUGUGUUCCUGGGGCUGCUGGGCUCCGCGGUGUCGGUGGGCUUCCUCUCGGUGCUCUUCGCCCUGGUCUGGGUGCUCCGCUACCGAGAGGGGCUGGGCUGGGACGGGGCGGCCGCCAAGUUCAACUGGCACCCGGUCCUCAUCCUCACCGGGUUCGUCUUCGUCCAGGGCAUCGCAAUUAUUGUGUACAGGUUACCAUGGACCUGGAAAUGCAGCAAAUUCCUGAUGAAAUUAAUCCAUGCUGGGUUAAAUAUGAUUGCUCUGAUUCUUGCAAUUAUUUCUCUGGUGGCUGUUUUUGAUUUCCAUAAUGCUAAGAAGAUUCGUAAUAUGUACAGUCUGCACAGCUGGAUUGGAUUGACUGCUGUCAUUCUUUAUGCUGUACAGCUUGUUCUAGGUUUUGCAGUCUUCCUGCUUCCCUUUGCUCCUCCUUCUCUUCGGGCAACCAUUAUGCCAAUACAUGUUUAUUCGGGUCUUCUCAUUUUUGGAACAGUGAUUGCCACGGCACUCAUGGGAAUUACAGAAAAACUUAUUUUUGCUUUGGGACCAACUGGAUACAGCAGUUCCCCAGAAGAAGCACUGUUUGUCAACACGCUUGGGCUUCUCAUUUUGGUUUUUGGUGCAAUUGUUUUGUGGAUGGCAACAAGGCCACACUGGAAGCGCCCGGCAGAACAGAACUCAAAACUCCUACAGCGAAAUGGGAGAACACUUGAUGGUAAUGAAGAGGGAUCAGCGAUGACAGACUACAGCAAUGCAGAUAAGCUGGAUGUGGAAUGCAGUGGUGAGGCUGCAGCUAGAAAGCGAAAUGCCAAACUUGAUGAAGCUGGACAAAGAUCAACCAUGUAAAGACAGUGGCUGUCAUAGCAGGACAUCUUGCAGCAUGGCAAGGACUAUCUUCUUUUUGUGAAGCAUGAUAUGUAUUGCUUGCAUUAUGCUGUUUGGCAUUUCCAAAUAAUUGAUAAUACUUGGUUAAUUUUUUUAGUUUUGGAAGAAUCCAUGUUUAUUGCUUGACUGUUCUUAUUAUAUUUUUGGAUCAACUGAGACAAGGACUGAAAUGCAACAUGUUAGUUUGCCAUUCGUUGAUGGGCAGUUGUAUUUGCUUCUGACAAAACGCCUGGAAAUUUGCCAGUGACAUUUUAAAGUGCUUGGUGGCUUUGUAAAAUUUCUCUAGAAAUAGUAUCAGUAAUGAACAGUAAAGAGAAAAUGCAGAUACUGGAAGAAAGCUAAUUUGAGAUGGGGUGCAGAGAAGUACACAACAGUUUGCUUAAAACUCUCCAAAGCAUUUUUAGCAGUUUUCUAAGAGUAUUGCUAAGAGUAUUUAUUCAUGUAGAAGGAGUGUGUAGGGUAUGGGCCAUGGGCCACUUGCAGCCCUUCCCAGUGCUUCUUGCCCCACCCCCAAGAAACAAGAUUUGGGGUCAAAAAGUUCCAUUGAAUAAUGGCCAGUAGCACCCCCAAAGCCUCUGGCAAUUUUGCUACAUCUGGAGACCUUCUGAACCAUCUUUUUCUAAAAGACACAAAUGAUGCUUUUUCCAAACAGGAAGUAGUUGUCUGUCUCUGGGGUUUAGAAUGUGCUAUUGGACAUUUUUAGCCCUCAAAAUUUGACACCCCCAUUGGGAUAGACAGGUGGUGAAAUGGGGGUAUGUGACCCUCCAGCAUCCCAUAACAGCGUUGUCCCCAGAUCAAACAAGUGCUAUCGCAGUUGUCUUCCUAAAAAACUGCUGCACAAGUAGAGAUUGGCACUUCUGACUGUAAACAUAACACACCUAGCAAGCCGUAGGUGUCCUGUUAUGCUUUGUUUAGGAAUUCUUUAAGCUAAAACAACUACAGCAUCAUAAUGCGAUUAACAAAUCUGGCUUUAUAAUUAAGCUAGAAAGUAGGGCCAUAUAGAGACCGGCACUUUGUGCUGGCCUGUGUGCGGAAUCAGGGCAUGCUGGAUGCCCUGACUCUGCCCCCAGGGCAUCAUGAUGCCAUGCAGUGUUCCAGUGGCAUCAUGGCGUGACUCCGAUGCUGCAUCCAGAUGAUGAAGCACCGAAGGGGCGUCAUACAGCUGCAUUGCCACAGCUAUGGCGCCCUUUGGAGGGCACAAAAAGGCCCGUGGCAUGAGGCUGCCACAGCCCUGAUCUGGCCAGGAAAGGGGCAGCUGCAGGCUGCCCCUUUGGGAUGGUCUGUAUAGCCCCUUACUUGUUAAAGGAGUUCUUUUUGGCAGCAAUAGCAAUUCAAAAAAUGCCAGAAUUUGGGUAGGUUGGCUUAUGAUCUCAGAGAAGCUUCAGUUUUAACAGUAUUGUUGAAAUUACUAUAAAAGUUACAGCUUUCCAGAAGGACUGGCUGUUUUCAGUUCUAUGUGCAAUUUGGCAUGAGGCAUAAAACAGGAAAUGUAGGGAGGUUUGUCAAAUGUUGUACAUGUAUAUUUUAGAAAUUUUCAGGGUCUGCAACUCACAGGGAAAUGUGAUUUGUAGAAAAGAUCAUAAUUGGAACUGCAAAUUGGGGGCCAAACCUGCUGUUUCAUGUGUCUCUUUUUAAAGAUCCACUAGUAUUAUUUCACCCACUUCGGCAAAAUUCCAAAAGUGAACACACUGGUUUGAACUUGUUAGUAUUCUUUUCAUUUUUAAUCUUUUAUAUUCAUUUCAGAACACCUUUACUCUAUGAUGCUGAUGGGAAUUAACAGUAUAAAGCAUUUUAACAACCCUAGGCUUCAGUUCAAAUAGUCCAGUUUCACCAUUCUAACUAGUACACCAGGUCUCUUCCAGAAAAAGCCAAGCAAAGAUUUUGCAUGGAUUCAGGUGGUCAAACACUAAACUGUAUGCAUUAAUGCCAUUCUCCUGAGCAGGCCCCCUGUGGGGAGGAGGAAGCAAAUAACUCCUGUGAACCUUCUGUGCUAGAAAUCUUGUUUGCACACGUGAGCAGCUAAUUUGCUGGCAGAAAUAAAGCUUCCCCCAAUAUGAGGAAAACAUUGAAGGUAAACUAGAAUGGGUGAUGAUCUGUCUUUCCAGACUACAUUAUUAUAGCUUUACCACAAUGGCUCCAUCCUGCAAAAUUGUGAACUAUGCAGUAGAGCUUUCUAGCAGAGAAUUGUAAGAACCUAACCAACCUGUAAAUACCAGAAUUCCACAGGAUGGAAUUGUAGCACAGUAAUUGUGCAGUAUGGACUUGAACUCCCAGAAGUCCCAACCAGCAAAGCCAGUGGAAAGCAACUAGGAGAGUUCUCUACCCUUUUCCUGGCAUAUCCUCCAUGGCUAAUUUCCAUUAUACCAACUUCUGAGAAGUGAUACUCCCUGUCAUUUGAUCAGUAUUGAUGUCUGGUGGGGGAAUCUAAGGCCAUCUUAUGACUGCCAGGAAAUUGCCAAAUAUAUUGGCAGUCUCCAGUUUUGGCAAGUAUUCGAGUGCUGAAAAUAUGCUAGCCUUCCUUCUGAAAACAAAAUGGCUGCAUUUUCCUUUUUUUAAUUUGUUUCAGUGGUUGCAUGAAAUUGGUGGCUGACUGUACAACAGCUAUAUAUAGACUUCUCGUUAAAGUUGACACAUAUCAUAUUGUAAAUAAGAAUGAAUUGUAUAUGUAAUAAUUAUAACCUGACUCUUUGUAGAGGGAAUCUUACCAGAUACUAUCAGGUACUUUAAUUGCCAAAGAUAUUCUAUGUAUUUGAAAUUUGAAUAUUUGCCAUUUGUUGCGCUUAUUUUGCAGAGCAAAAGGAGGUAAAAGUUUUGUAACUAUUUUUUAUAAUGCAAUAAAGGCUACUUAAGUCUA